Molecule: messenger RNA, 873 nt
Organism: Astrephomene gubernaculifera
Lineage: Eukaryota; Viridiplantae; Chlorophyta; Chlorophyceae; Chlamydomonadales; Astrephomenaceae
Source: the annotation of a GenBank genome assembly
CUGGCGGGUAGCGAGCGGGUGCACGUGACGGGGGCGGUGGGGCGGAGGCUGGAGGAGAGCAAGAAGAUCAACGCAUCGCUGUCGGCGUUAGGUAACGUCAUCGCUGCGCUCACCGACCGGCGAGAGCGCUCCCACAUCCCCUACCGCGACUCCAAGCUAACCCGGUUGUUGGAGGAUUCGUUGGGCGGCAACUGCCGUACAACCAUGAUUGCCACCAUCGCGCCCUCCCUGGAGUCCUUCCAGGAGUCCCUCUCUACCCUCAAGUUUGCAAACAGGGCCAAGAACAUCCAGAACGAGGCGCACGUGAACGAGGACCUGGACCAGCGCACCAUGCUGCGCAAGUACGAGCGGGAGCUGCGGCGGCUGCGGGACGAGCUGGCGCGGAGGAGUCGCAACGUGGUUGACAAGCGGGCGCUGCUGGUGGCCGAGGAGCAGGCCAAGCGGGCCGAGGCGGACAAGCUGGCCGCCCUCACCGCCCUGCAGGAGCGCAGCCGGGAGUUCCUGCGGGAGAAGGAGGAGAAGCGGCAGCUGGAGCUGCAAAUCCAGCGCCUGCAAUCCCAGCUGCUGGGCGGCGGUGGCUCCGGAGCCGCCCUGCAUGAGGUACCGGCGGUGCGAGCCAUGGUGCAGCGGGAGGCGAACAAGGUCAAGGAGCACUACGAGGCGCGCAUCCGCGCACUGGAGGCGGAGCGGCAGGACGCGGAGGGCAGCGCCAGUGCGGAGGUGGACCGCUACAAGCAGCUGCUGUUGAAGCAGCGGGACAUCAUGAUUGCACUCACGGCGCGGCUGAACGAGCGGGACGAGCGGAUAAACAGCCUGCAGGAGGAGCUGGAUGCGUACGACAGGUACCAGCGGCAGUUGGAGGAUCAGUUGGAC